AUGUCUACUAACAAACGUUCAAAGAGUAAACCAAAAGGUAAAACGGUUGCAGAAACUGUAGACAAGCCAACAGUUGGUACAGAUCAAUCUACAUUGGGUCAAAAUGAAAAGAAGAGACAGACAUUUUUUGUAAGAACCAUUUGGACGUUUGUUAUGAUUGCUGGUUUUUUUUUGACUUUAGCUGCAGGUCAUUCAUGGUGUAUUCUACUAGUGUUAUUUUGUGAAUUAAUGACUUUUAAAGAAUGUAUAGCUGUUACUACAGCAUCCUCGAGAGCUAAAAACUUACCUGUCAAUAAAUUUUUGAAUUGGUAUUUAGUCUUUACCACAAUUUACUAUCUAAAUGGGUUGGAUGUUUAUAAAAUCAUUUUAGAAUCAAAUUUUUCCUUAUUAAAGCCUUAUACUGAUCUAAUUAUUGCAAUUUCCUCGCAUCAUAAAUUUAUCUGUUAUUGCUUAUAUGUUUGUGGGUUUAUCAUGUUUGUCAGUUCUUUAAGGAAAGGUUAUUUGAAAUUCCAAAUGGCAUCAUUAUGUGCUACUCACAUGGCUUUAUUAUUUAUCGUCUUUCAAGCACAUUUAAUUAUUAAUAAUAUUAUGACCGGUUUAUUUUGGUUCCUUCUACCAUGUGGUCUAGUUAUAGUUAAUGAUAUCUUUGCAUAUCUAUGUGGUAUCACUUUUGGAAAAACUAAAUUGAUUGAAAUCUCUCCAAAGAAAACUUUAGAAGGUUUUCUGGGUGCAUGGUUUUUCACAGCUAUUGCUAGUAUUAUCUUAACCAGAAUUUUAUCGCCAUACUCCUAUUUAACAUGUCCAGUUAAUAAUAACCUACUUUAUUCAAAUUACUGGAACCCACCAAAUAAUUGUGAAUUGAAUCCAAUCUUUAGAUCCCAAACUUACAAUUUAAAUCAUGUUAUUUUUGAAAGAUUGCAUAUCACUUCUAUCACAAUUAAACCAAUCUAUAUUCACUCUCUAAAUUUGGCCACAUUUGCAUCUCUUUUUGCUCCAUUCGGUGGGUUUUUCGCGUCUGGUUUGAAGAGAACUUUUAAAGUGAAAGAUUUUGGUCAUUCUAUUCCAGGUCACGGUGGUAUUGCAGAUAGAGUGGAUUGUCAAUUCUUAAUGGGGUCUUUUACAAAUCUAUAUUUUGAAACUUUCAUCUCUGAGAAGAGAUUUUCUAUUGAAACUAUCGUCUCUACAAUUUUACUAAAUUUAAAUAAUAAUGAUAUUUUGACUUUAACUUUACAAUUGCUAACCACUCUAAGGGAUAGGGAGGUUUUUGAUGAAAAUACUUUGAACGUUGCUAUUGAUACCAUCUCAAAAUUAUUAAAUUAA
Molecule: messenger RNA, 1320 nt
Organism: Arxiozyma heterogenica
Lineage: Eukaryota; Fungi; Ascomycota; Saccharomycetes; Saccharomycetales; Saccharomycetaceae
Gene: CDS1
Product: phosphatidate cytidylyltransferase
Exons: 1
Coding region: 1-1320 (439 amino acids)
Cellular component (GO): endoplasmic reticulum membrane
Molecular function (GO): phosphatidate cytidylyltransferase activity
Source: RefSeq, a predicted model, not a curated record